Messenger RNA from Parasteatoda tepidariorum (common house spider), 2517 nucleotides. RefSeq names its product protein SCAI. Gene Ontology annotation, biological process: DNA-templated transcription. Lineage: Eukaryota; Metazoa; Arthropoda; Arachnida; Araneae; Theridiidae. The record is from RefSeq and is a predicted model, not a curated record. Gene Ontology annotation, molecular function: transcription corepressor activity.
GUAAGAAUGACCCAUAUAUAUAUAUUAAUGUUUCUUCUAAUUAUUUCAUUUCAGACAAGUACUGGAUAAUAAGUAUCAGUUAAAAAGAUGGCAAAUAGGGGAAAUUGCAUCAAAAAUUGGACAACUAUACUAUCAUUACUACCUAAGAACUAGUGAAACUAAUUAUCUGAAUGAGACUUUUUCUUUUUAUGCUGCUAUAAGAGCCAGGGGCUAUUAUAGCAAAGCUAGUAAAGAAGAAAGGUCUGAUUUGAUGGUUAAGAAGCUGCGUUAUUACGCCAGAUUUAUUGUUGUCUGUUUGCUGUUGAAGAAGAUGAAAUUAGUACGGGAGUUGGUGAGAGAGCUAGCUAAGCAAAUUGAUGACUAUACAUCAACCUAUGAGCCUGAAGAUCAGCUAGAAUGGUCUUUAGUUCUUGGAGAAAUUAAGUCAUUUAUUGAGGCUGACAAUCUUGUCAAUAUUGUGGAUGUCAACUCGGCACCAGUUGUGCUCUCUCAUCGCUUAAAUCCUUUAAAUAGUCCACCCAUGGAAAAAUUGGCCACCAAUCAUUUGACGCUUCAAGAGAUACUUAUAAUGGGAAAUUGCUGUGAUCAGGUCAAAUUUAGUGAACUUACUUUAGAUAUGUUUCGUAUGUUGCAAACUUUAGAAAGAGAACCUCAAGAAGAAGCUACUCAGCUGUUUGAUGCUCCUCCUGCUCCUGGGAGAAUACCAUUUACUCAAGAUAAUGGAGAUCAAAGGCCUGCCAAGCGAGAAAAUCCUCACAAGUAUCUACUGUAUAAACCAAACAUCAGCCAACUUAUAGUUUUUCUUAGUUCUGGAUUCAAGGAACUCCCUCCUAAUGGAGUACUUCUAUUGUAUAUGUCGGCAGAUGGUUGCUUUACUAAUGUAAAACACCCCGAUGAUGGUUAUGAUUAUGGUGGAAUAGCUACAAAUAGUAAAAGGGAACCAGAUCAUAUUAGCAAGAGAAAUGUUCAGUUAAAAGAUAUACAUUGCCUUUAUCCUGGUGAUUUAUAUCCUUUAACCAGAAAGCCUCUAUUUCUAAUUGUGGAUAGUGACAACAGUCAUGCCUUUCAGUAUAUUCCACGUUAUUUUGGACAGCCAGUUUUAGUUCUUAUGUCGCCAGAAGAUAUCCCUCCAUCCUUCCAUGAUCAGCAGCACAAAGGAAAUCUCUUCACUCUUUUUCUACAUAGCCCAUUGACUGCUAUUUGCUUUAUCUGCAAUAUAACAGACAUACCUUAUACUUUAUGGGAAAAAGGUCAAAGUCACAUAGAUCGGUUUAUGUCCGAAGCUAGCAGGCUUUUGGUUAAGUGCCGAAAUAUUGAUCCAGCCUUUUUACAGUUUUAUGGAGAUGAUUUUUUGAGAUUGCUGAUAGUACGUUUCAUUUUCUGCCAUGUUGUUUUAAGACUGCACAGACUUUUCAUGAAUAACAACUUUUCACCUAGAUCUCAUCCUCCUUUAUCUGAGCCAGAGAUUUUAGAACAGCCAAUCUUAAAAAAAGCAGUUCUUGAAUUAGUGACUGUCUUAGAUGUUCGCAAUAUGUUCAAUGAUACAGAAGAAACUGACUGACAAGUAGCAAAGUUCAUCCUUGCUUGAGGCUCAACUGUUCACAUUUGUAUUGUCUUGAAUGUGUUCUCAACUUCAUAAUGUUUUUAGUCUUUCCUAUUUAAAGAUAGAUCUGUUUGAAAUAUUUUCAUUUUUCUUUUCGAGUUUCGGGUAGGAAAAGUUUUUUCUAGAUAUGGCUACAUUUUAAAAUGUUAAACUUUUUAUCUAGAAAUAUUCUCAUGAGGCACCUGUAAACUUAUGAAAAAAUAUUCCUGCCUGCUAUUUUAAAAUUCUAUGUGUGCAUUAUGGAUCUGAAAAUUUUAUAUUUUACUGUAUUAUACUUUUUACUUACUUUAUUUAUUUAUUUUCAGAAAUAUCUUUAUUUAGUAUUAGUAUUAAUUUGCAAACAUUUCUCUAAUAAAAACUAAAUACUAUACACAAGAAAUGUCUUUUUUUCUCUUCAAAUUAUUUUAUUAAAUAGAGUAGAAAUAUUUUUUACUUACAAUUAUUUUCUUUAAAAUAUUUGUCAAAAUAGUUAUUUUAACAUUAUUUAGAUUGAUUAUUUUGUAUCUUCUAGUAUUAUGAUUUCUAUAUAUUAUUUAUGUGGAAUUAAAAGUUUUAAUGAUAUAUUGCUUUUUAGAGCCUUACUUGGGAGCAUAUAUGCAUUAAGAGUUUACCAUUAGGAAUUUAAUCAAAUGUAAUGUUUCCAGAAUAUCUGAAUUGAAAUGUGUACUUAAAUUUAUUUAAUUGAACUUUUAAUUUAUCUUCCAAAGAUUAAUCAAGUAGCUUAUAAAAAAUAUAAAGUUUAAAGUUUUGCAGAAAAAGAAUUAAAAAAGCUGCCUGUGAUAAGUAUUCUGUUCAAUUCUAGUCUUUGACUUCAUAUUUUAUGUGCCAUGUAAAAGUAAUUUAUUUAUUCUUCUUAUGAAAUUAUUAUCAGUAUUAUGGUUUUUAAAAAAUAUAUCUUUAAAGAUAAAAAAAAA